This is a messenger RNA of Rattus norvegicus (Norway rat), 1994 nucleotides long. The record is from RefSeq and is a predicted model, not a curated record. NCBI's taxonomy places the organism in Eukaryota, Metazoa, Chordata, Mammalia, Rodentia, Muridae.
GCCUCCGGCUGGCCACCGUGCCUAAGGAUGGUGGCUGCUAUUGCUGUCCUGAUCAAGGAUGCUGGAAAAUUGACUUUGGGACAGCCACUCACCAUCCUAGCACCCCACGCAGUGGAGGCCUUGGUAAAGCAGCCCCCAGACCGCUGGCUCUCUAAUUCCCGCAUGACCCACUACCAAGCCUUGUUACUGGAUGCAGAACGGGUUCAGUUUGGGCCCGUAGUCGCCCUCAAUCCUGCCACCUUGCUUCCUCUACCAGAGGAGGCAGAACAACAUGACUGCCUACAAAUCAUCGCAGAAGUACAUGGAACCAGGCCGGACCUAUCGGACCAGCCUCUUCAGAAUGCUGACCACACAUGGUACACGGAUGGCAGCAGCUUCUUGGCAGAGGGAGAGCGAAAGGCUGGAGCUGCGGUCACUACGGAGGACAAAGUAAUUUGGGCAAAAGCCCUGCCUGCUGGUACCUCCGCACAACGGGCUGAACUCAUCGCCUUGACUCAGGCGCUCAAGAUGGCAAAAGGACACCAGAAGGGGCACAACCCAGAGGCACGAGGAAACCGGCUGGCCGAUGCCACGGCGCGAGAAGUGGCCAUGAGCAAACAAAUCUUGCCCUUAAAUAGCCCGGACCAACCCACGCCCCCACCAGUGGGACAAACCAGUUGGGUUUAUGCCCAUGAGGACAUAGAGCUCCUAAAAAAAAUGGGGGCCAUCUACCACCCUCAACUAAAACAGUGGGUCUACAAAGGAAAGACAGUUAUGCCAAUAAAAAUGACUUUUGAAUUGAUCUCUUUUUUACACAAAUUAACCCAUUUGGGGUUUAAGAAGAUGAAAACCUUACUAGAUCGGGAAGAGAUAAAUCUGUGGUUUUUGAAUCGGGACAAAGCGAUACAAAAGGUGACUGAGAGUUGCAAAGCGUGCGCUCAGGUUAACCCGCGAAGGACCAUGAUUGGACAAGGAGUUCGUCCUAGGGGACACCGUCCCGGCAUCCAUUGGGAAAUUGAUUUUACUGAAAUUAAACCAGGUAUGUAUGGAUACAAGUAUCUCCUAGUGUUUGUAGACACCUUCUCAGGAUGGGUCGAAGCCUUCCCCACAAAGCACGAGACUGCAAAAAUGGUCACCAAGAAGCUCCUCGAGGAAAUCUUUCCCAGGUAUGGCAUGCCUCAAGCGUUGGCGUCGGACAACGGGCCCGCUUUCGUCUCCCACGUAAGUCAGUUGGUGGCCAAAUUGCUGGGGAUUGAUUGGAAAUUACAUUGUGCCUAUAGACCCCAGAGUUCAGGUCAGGUAGAACGCAUGAAUAGAACAAUUAAGGAGACUUUAUCCAAACUUACGCUUGCAACUGGCUCAAAGGAUUGGGUGGCCCUCCUUCCCCUAGUUCUCUAUCGGGCCCGGAAUACCCCGGGCCCCCAUGGUCUAACUCCUUUUGAAAUAAUGUAUGGAGCACCACCCCCAUUUGUCCAUUUCUUUGAUUCAAACAUUGCUGAUUUCACUGACAGCCCUUCUCUGAGGGCCCAUUUACAGGCCCUACAGAUUGUGCAGAGAGACGUCUGGAGACCUUUGGCCGCUGCUUACCAGGACGAGCUUGAGCAUCCGGUGGUGCCACACCCGUUCCAGAUUGGAGACACCGUGUGGGUGCGCAGACACCAGACCAAGAAUCUCGAGCCACGGUGGAAAGGACCCUACACCGUCCUCCUGACUACCCCGACCGCCCUAAAGGUAGACGGAGUCGCGGCUUGGAUCCACGCAUCACACGUCAAGGCAGUCCGGUCUGAGGAAUUGACUAAUCACAACACUACACCCCAGACAUGGAGAGUUCAGCGCACUCCAAACCCCUUAAAGUUAAAACUCCUACGUGGCUCCUCCUAGUCCUUUUGUGGCCUAGAGUCAGUGGGGGAAUAAGCCCCCACCACAUUUAUAACAUUACCUGGAUAGUCACUAAUCUCAUGACAGGAAGGCUGGCUAAUGCUACCUCCGUAAGGGGGACACUGGCCGAUGCCUUC